AACGUGACAUCUACACGGUUCACGUCUAAGCAGCGCAACGGCAUCAACAAGCUCAUUAGAGCGAGAUAAACAAAUUAUCUAAAUGAAGUACCGCGCUUCGGUUGCGUUACGAUGCUAUAGUCUGCUGGAUUAGAUGUGCAGCAUAAAAAGUUACAUGCUAGGGUGAAAUAUUGUGAUUAAAAUGAUUCUUGUUCUGGAAUUUAGCGCAGGAGCUCACUUGACAGGUGGAAUGUAAUUGGGUUUCUUAUGAGCUGGCUAACACAGCUAGCUGCCUACAGAGGUCUGAGUCUGAGAAUAAGAUGCAUUUCACUUCGAGCACACUUAGGAUGCAUGCUUAGGCGUAUAUAGAAAUAUGCUAGGAUGUUCAAAAAUGUGUUCGGAUCAGGAUUCCUGGUGAGGACCGCUCAUGUCAUCUUGACAUGGGUUAUAACGUUGAUUCUCUUCCUCCACGACACCGACCUCCGCAGACAGGAGGAGUUGGGGGAGCUCACACUGCCCGUUCUCUUUGUGCUGCUGGUCCUGGUGUCCGUGUUGCUGUACUUUGCAGUUUCUCUCAUGGAUCCUGGCUUUGUCCUGUCUGAUGACUGUGACUUGCAGUUCACACUUGGUAUUGCAGAAGAAACGCAGGAUAUGAUUCCACAGAGCACCAAGUCCAUACGUCUACGGCGCUGCGGACGCUGUCUGGUACAGCAACCCAUGAGAUCCAAACACUGCCAGACGUGUCAGCACUGUGUGCGGCGCUAUGAUCAUCACUGUCCCUGGAUAGAGAACUGCGUUGGGGAGAGAAAUCACCGCUGGUUUGUGCUUUAUUUGGCUGUCCAGCUUGUUGUCUUACUGUGGGGACUGUACAUGGCCUGGUCUGGCUUCAGUCACGCUCCCACCUGGCAGCUGUGGUUGAGGAGCAACGGUGUGCUCCUGGGAGCAGCGGCGGCGGUGGCUGUCCUGUCCCUGACCGUGCUUCUCCUCCUGGGCUCUCACUUAUACCUGGUGUCCCUGAAUACCACCACAUGGGAGUUCAUGUCUCAACACCGAAUCUCUUACCUCAAGCACUGCGGUGUGGAUGAAAACCCUUUUGACCGCGGGACCCUGCGCAAUCUCUGGAGCUUCUUCUGCAUUUGGGAACCAGUGGUUUGGGAGCAUGUGUAUUUCAAGCAAGGCAACGAUACGAUUUAAUUUCCUUGGAGUCACGACUGCUGUGACAAAAAAAAACCAUUGGACGGAAGUCUAAUUCCAUUUUGAAAGCGAUUGUUAAAUGCAUGAACUUUGUCAUUGCAAUGACGAUUUAUCAGGCGUAAUCAAAUAGGUCAGAAUGAGCAUUUUUAUUAAGGUGUUUUGUGAAUAUUUUGCCCACAUAGAACUUUGACAAUUAGUCUGUGCUGAUUUUGCACAUUUUAAUAGCCAAUGGAGAACAAAAAUCACAAUAGCGUUUUUCAGAGCUGAAUUGUGGUUUCCAAUUAAUGCAAUACAAAGAGAUGAGAUUAAAAUGUUAUAUGCUAACUAUUUAUUAUCUUGGCUCUGCUCCUGUAAUUUCUUUCAUGGUACUAAAAAGCUGUUGGACAAAAGUAAUUGAGAUAGACAGUCUGUCAGCUUAUUUUAUAGCAGCAGCAGAUGAUGAUGAACUGUUACAUCAGCAAUCAUUUUGUGCAAUUAUUGAACUUGUAAAAUACAGUCAGUUGUAUAUACUUUUUACAGUUUUAUUUUUAUUUUACUUUUUUAGAAAAUUGACAUCCCCUUUUAAGAUCCAUUUCAAACAGGGUAACAAGAAGUUCAUGUUUAUAAUACAAAUAAUUUCCUAUAACACUUUAUAUAUCAUUGGUGAAAUUUCAAUAUGCUUGUAAUGUGACUUUAUAAUAUUAAAUCUUCUGGUUUAUCUAGACCUAACAUAAUCAACACGUUUAACAUAAGAAAUGAACAUUAAUUGACAAUUUAGAAUACCAAUAUAAUACUGUAAUGUUCAACAUUACAGACAUUGUUUUUUUUUUUUUUUUUGGUGAAAAACUAUUUAUUUUUAUAUUAAAAGGUCCUUUCCUAUUACACAUCAGCAUCUUAAAGAGAAAGAUGAAAGUGCAUGUGACACGUCUUUGACUGUUAGAUCUCUGUCCAUUUCAGACAGCCAGAGAAGAGCGAAGUAAUGUUUUGUUGAUAAAUGCAGUACAGUGUUACUUAAACAGUUAGAAUUUUCUCUAAAUAUCAGAGUCAUAAAAAGCAAUAAUUGUUUUUGCUUUUACGUCAUUUCAUUUUCUUUAAAUUGUUUCCUUAACUUUUACACUUUAGUGUUUUUAAUGUAUCGGUAUUAAUGCUGAGAU
Carassius carassius (crucian carp) is the source of this 2306-nucleotide messenger RNA. Its product is annotated as palmitoyltransferase ZDHHC12-B-like. Bases 361 to 1173 code for a protein of 270 amino acids. The record is from RefSeq and is a predicted model, not a curated record. Gene Ontology annotation, molecular function: protein-cysteine S-palmitoyltransferase activity. The transcript has 5 exons. NCBI's taxonomy places the organism in Eukaryota, Metazoa, Chordata, Actinopteri, Cypriniformes, Cyprinidae. Gene Ontology annotation, cellular component: Golgi apparatus; endoplasmic reticulum. Gene Ontology annotation, biological process: peptidyl-L-cysteine S-palmitoylation; protein targeting to membrane.